AAACAAACAAAGCAAACUGAAGAACCAGAGCUUCUUUCUGGGCUAAUUUUCCCAACAGUUCCCCAGAGAUUUCUUUGAGGGAGUUCAACUUCCUUGAACUCUAUAGGCUGCUGAUUACUUUUCCCAUGUCCAGCCGAAUGGUGCUUCGCUGCACCAACUCAUUUGCAUUAUCUCAACCUAAAUUUAAUGGGUGUUUCUUUCCAUUGAUAUACCACAUAAAUGUGUCAGCCUUGACGAGGCAUGUGCCUGCAACUGCUCUCUCCUUUUGUCAGCUUCAGGCAUCAAACCUUCAUGAUAGUCCAGUUACUGUUGCAAGUGAUGUUAGAUAUGGUGGUAAACAAAUUAUAAGUGUCGAUUCGCCACUUUAUGACUACAUAUUGUCAAACAUUAGAGAACCAAAGAUUUUGCAUGAACUUAGGGAGGAGACAGCAACAAUGCGAGGCAGUCAGAUGCAGGUGUCACCGGAUCAAGCACAACUACUUGCUAUGCUCGUCCAGAUUCUUGGGGCAAAAAGGUGCAUUGAAGUGGGCACGUAUACUGGGUAUUCAUCCUUGGCUGUUGCUUUGGUCCUUCCAGAAGAAGGUCAUUUAGUUGCUUGUGAAAGAGAUGGGAAAUCAAUUGAAGUUGCUAAAAGAUAUUAUGACCAAGCUGGCGUCUCACAUAAGGUGGACGUGAGACAUGGUCUGGCAGCAGAUACUUUGAAGUCUUUAAUUCAAAAUGGUGAAAGUUGCAGAUAUGAUUUUGCUUUUGUUGAUGCAGAAAAGAGAAUGUAUCAAGAGUACUUUGAGUUGCUGCUACAACUGGUGAGAGUUGGGGGUCUUAUUGUAGUGGAUAAUGUCCUAUGGCAUGGAAGAGUUGCCGAUCCACUGGUAAAUGAUUCCAAGACUCUUAGCAUCAGAAAUUUUAAUCAAAACUUGAUGGAGGAUAAACGCGUCGACAUCAGUAUGGUGCCUAUUGGUGAUGGUAUGACGAUCUGCCGUAAAAGAUAAAUCCUAAUACAAAGAGGUUGGAUGUUGAACUGCUCCAUACAGCCAUUUCAUGGUUGUUUGUAUAUUCUUUGGGGAAGCUCCACAAGCGGAGUCUUGGAGCAAUGGUAAAGUUGUAUCCGUGUGACUUAUAGGCCUUAGUUUCGAGCCAUCGAACCAGCCACUAAUGUUUGCAUUAGGGUAGGUUGUCUAUGUGUGGCCCUUUCCCGGAUCAUGCGUGAACGCGGAAUGCCUCGUGCACCAGGCUGCCCUUGGAGUAAGCUUCCGGUGUGUUAAAAAAAAUUUGUUUCACUUUUUCAUUUGUAAAGAAAGAAGCUUACUUCUCACUUGGUGUUUGUGUAUUCUCUGAUCUUUUUCCUUCAUGCUGUGUGUGUUUAAGAUCCGGAAGUAAAAUGGACUAGAUGACAACUAAUAGAGCAAGAUUUAGAUUCUUUUUUCUCAUA
Nicotiana attenuata is the source of this 1429-nucleotide messenger RNA. RefSeq names its product tricin synthase 1-like. NCBI's taxonomy places the organism in Eukaryota, Viridiplantae, Streptophyta, Magnoliopsida, Solanales, Solanaceae. The transcript has 10 exons. Gene Ontology annotation, molecular function: O-methyltransferase activity; S-adenosylmethionine-dependent methyltransferase activity. Bases 126 to 989 code for a protein of 287 amino acids. The record is from RefSeq and is a predicted model, not a curated record.